Messenger RNA from Osmerus eperlanus (European smelt), 2486 nucleotides. It is a transcript of the gene pnp4b, whose product is annotated as purine nucleoside phosphorylase 4b. Gene Ontology annotation, molecular function: purine-nucleoside phosphorylase activity. Gene Ontology annotation, biological process: nucleoside metabolic process. The transcript is spliced from 7 exons. The coding region runs from base 114 to 1007 and encodes 297 amino acids. Gene Ontology annotation, cellular component: cytoplasm. Lineage: Eukaryota; Metazoa; Chordata; Actinopteri; Osmeriformes; Osmeridae. The record is from RefSeq and is a predicted model, not a curated record.
CCCCCAGAGAGCAGCGUCAGUAUCUCUCUAGAGCUAUCUCUGUCUAUAGUCUGCACCUUUGAUUGCCACACACUUUACCCUGAGACUGCACCUGCCAGACCUUUCUGUGGACCAUGCAUACUAAAGGAAAUUCCUGCUGCUGCUCUUUUGACGACUACAAGCAUACUUCUGAGUGGCUGCUAAGCCGGACAAGACACAGGCCCAAGAUAGCUGUGGUGUGUGGCUCAGGCCUGGGCUUGCUGGCAGACAGCGCCACCAACAAGCAGACCUUCCACUACACCGAUAUACCCAACUUCCCCGUCAGCACAGUUCCCGGUCAUGAGGGAUGUCUGGUGUUCGGGAAUGUGAAGGACAAGUCCUGUGUCUUCAUGCAGGGCAGAUUUCACCUGUAUGAGGGUUACUCUCUGUGUAAGGUCACGUUCCCCGUGCGGAUCUUCAAGCUCCUGGGCGUCGAGACCAUCAUAGUGACCAACGCCUCAGGCGGCUUGUGCCAGGACUUCAAAGUGGGCGACAUCAUGAUCAUCAAGGACCACAUUAACCUGCCAGGCUUCGCCGGGCAGCACCCGCUGUGCGGACCUAAUGACGAACGGUUCGGGAUCCGCUUUCCCUGCAUGUCAGAUGCCUACAGCAAGGACCUGAGGAAGCUAGCCAUGGAUAUCAGCGCUGAGCUGGGCUAUAGCAACUUUGUCCAAGAGGGGGUGUACUGCAUGGUGAGCGGGCCCAACUUUGAGACCAUUGCGGAGGCCCGCAUGCUGCAAAUCCUGGGGUGUGACUCUGUUGGUAUGAGCACGGUGCCAGAGGUGACGGUGGCUAAACACUGUGGCCUGCGAGUCUUUGGCCUGUCCCUAAUCACCAACAAGGUGUCGCUGGACUACAGUCGCGAGGAGAAAGUCAACCACGAGGAGGUUCUCCAGAUCAGCAAGAUGCGCGCGGAGAUGCUGCAGCAGAUGCUCAACACCCUCAUUGCUCGCUCCCACCAUGUGGACCAGGGUAUCAACAGCAAUUAAGGAGGAGGAGAGGGAGGGUGAGGAAGGGAGGCAGGAGAGGUGGAGGAGUAAAAUGUGAAAGGGGGAUAGGAGGGGGGAUGUAGGGUGGGAGGUGGGCAGGGGAGAGGAAGAGGAGUGUAAAAGGAGUAAUGCUGAGAUGAAGAGGAGAGUGGGAGAACCGAGGUGGCGAGAGGAGGGGAGCGAGAGGUGGAGGAGAGGUGGAGCCGAUCUACAGGAAAUAUUUCUAGUAUGAGAGCGAGGGGAAGGUGAAAAAUGGGUUGAGGGACCUGGAGAUAGAUGCUCCGGUGGAUAAGAGAGAAGGGAAGAGAAAGAAAGGGGGAGGUAGAGAGGUGUAGAAAGAGCCCAAGAGAUGGAUAGAACCACAAGUGCACACACAAGCAUACACACAGAAAUAAACCUUUCUUUGCACAAGUCUUUUCUAACUUCUCGAUCUAGUGUUCUUAACAAAAUACAAGAAGUGAAACCCCUUUUUGGAUGUAAUUAAAUUUCUAAAGCCAUCUUAAGCUUUUUUCCCCACAGAGCCAGAAUGUUAACAUUUUUUAAGCAUAUGUGAAGAUAUAAUCUUAAGCACUGAAACGAGGAUAUUUAAUAGUAUUUUUAACCUCAACUGAAGCAGUGGCACUACCUGAAAGCGUAGAGGGAGAGACAGGGAGAGAGAAAGAGAGAGAGAGAGAAAGAGAGAGAAAAAUGAGAAGGGAGAGGAAGACUGUAGAUAUUGAAAGAAGUGAGAGCCAGGGUGAUGUAAAGAAAGGGAGAGAGGGGAGGAUGAUAAACGAACACCACAAAUGUUUUUCUCCGUGAAGUACAGUACAUAUGAAAACCCUCCAACCAGAAAAUUGCAUUUAAUGACAGAUGGUGUGCAAAAGAUACACAACCAAACCAAUAUCCAGAUGAUAAUAAUCCUCUUCAAAUCAGAUUUUUCUUCCUUAGCUGUUGUUUGGUCACAGAAAAACAGCUUCUUAAGUGAUUAUUUUUGUGCCCCAGCUGCUUUUGUGUGAUUAUCAUGUUUAUUUUCUGACAUUGUUUAUAGCAAGAGCCCAAUACUAUAUUAAGUGCUUCAUUAAGUUUUUCAAAUUAACAGAAAUAGUUUGAGUAGUUCAAUCUUCACAAUUUUUAUGGAAGUCUUUUUAAAUGAACAUAUCAUUACCGAUUUGGAAUUAUAUGCACACCAUAAAAACAUUUUUACAGUCAUGUUCAACCACAUAGAGAGAAAAUGCCCCCCAUUUGUUUUAUCACAAUCUUUCAUUUCUGAGCUCCACUUUAAUCUAAGUGAAACUAUGUGACAUACACCUAUAAAUGCUAAACAAGAGAACGAUAAAUGGAAAAUAUAAGUGCACAUAGCCGAUAUUUACUGGGCUUCUUCAGCCACAGUUAUGCAGAGUCAUCCCCUGCACUGUAGUGAUAAGGCUUGCAGGACACAGAUGUGUUUAAUGACAUCAUAUUGUUGUAUAUAUAUAAAUAAAAAGAAUCAUAAAUCAA